AUGAAUAAACUCAAAAGUAAUAUCGCCAUGCCAAAGCAAAUCACCGAGAUCAAGGACUUUUUGGUUCUGGCGCGCCGAAAGGAUGCAAAGAUCGUUAAGAUCAAGAAGAACAGCCUCAAUGUGAAAUUCAAGGUCCGCUGCAGCAGAUAUCUCUUCACGUUGGUUGUUAAUUUUGUGCAUUAG
Cylicostephanus goldi is the source of this 183-nucleotide messenger RNA. The record is from the annotation of a GenBank genome assembly. NCBI's taxonomy places the organism in Eukaryota, Metazoa, Nematoda, Chromadorea, Rhabditida, Strongylidae.